Molecule: messenger RNA, 324 nt
Organism: Eurypyga helias (sunbittern)
Lineage: Eukaryota; Metazoa; Chordata; Aves; Eurypygiformes; Eurypygidae
Product: interferon alpha-inducible protein 6-like
Exons: 3
Coding region: 1-324 (107 amino acids)
Cellular component (GO): membrane
Source: RefSeq, a predicted model, not a curated record
AUGUCUAACCGAAACGUCCGCAAAGCUGGGUUCACUUCCUCUGGGAUCAAAGGAGGAUCGCAUGCUUCAUCGAUGAUGUCCCGUGAAGCAAAGACAUCUGGGGGAGGGGUGCAUUCUGGAGGCCCUACUGCUACUCUCCAAAAACUGGGUGCCAAAGGUUCAACCCAUUCCACAGGUUUUACCAGCAGCGGGAUCACCUGUGGAUCCCAGGCCUCCCGGAUGAUGUCCCAGGAGGCCAGAUCUCAUGGAGGUGGAACUCCCAGUGGCGGUACAACUUCCACUGUCCAGUCCAUCUCAAUGGGUGGCAAAGGUGGAAGACGUUGA